GGAACAACCGGAUGUGGUGGGCUUCACAAAGAUGUCCGUCCUUGAUUCAAAGUUGAUUUUGGAGGAACAGAACACCACAAAUGGAGACAAACUUCAACCCUUUGCUCAGAGUGAUGAUGUCCACCGAAAACCAGGAAAAAUGGAUAAACUGUACAAGUGUUACCAAUGUCAGAAAACGUUCAGCCAAUUAUCUGAUAUAAAAAGGCAUCAACGCAUCCACAAUGAGGAAAAAUCACAAACCUGUGAUCAGUGUGGGAUCACAUUCAGGCUGUCAUGGAGCCUAAAAAGACAUCAACUCAUCCACAGUGGAGAGAAACCGCACACCUGUGACCAAUGUGAGAAAUCUUUCAGCCAUGCAUAUAUUCUAAAGAAACACAAACUCAUCCACAGUAAAAAUAAAACUUACACCUGUGACCAAUGUGGGAAAUCUUGGAACUGCUUAUUUACCCUACAGAAACACCAACGCAUCCACAGUGGAGAGAAACCAUACACAUGUGACCAAUGUGGGAAAUCUUUCAGCCAGUUAUCUUACCUACAAAAACACCAAUAUAUCCACAGUGGAGAGAAACCAUACACCUGUAACCAAUGUGGGAAAUGUUUCAGCUUUGCAUCUACCCUACAAAUACACAAACGCAUUCACAGUGGAGAGAAACCAUACAUCUGUGACCAAUGUGGGAAAUCUUUCAGCCAGUUAUGUAACUUACAAAAACACCAACGCAUCCACAGGGGAGAGAAACUGUACAUCUGUGAACAAUGUGGGAAAUUUUUCGGCCUGUCAGAGAGUCUCAGGAUACACCAGCGCAUCCACAGCGGAGAGAAACCAUACAGCUGUGACCAGUGUGGAAGAGCUUUUAGUAAUUCACGCACACUGAGGACACACCAAGCUAUCCACAGUGGUGAAAAGCCACAUACCUGUGUUCAAUGUGGAAUCGCUUUCAGUCAGUCACGGGACCUAAAACGACAUAAAGUCAUCCACAGUGGAGAGAAACCAUACACCUGCGAGCGAUGUGGUAAAUCUUUCAGCCACUUGUCUAGCCUAAGGAGACACAAACACAUCCACAGUGGAGACAAACCCUACACCUGUGGCCAGUGUCCAAGAACUUUCAGCCAGUCAUCAGUCUUAAAAACACACCAACUUAUCCACAGUGGAAAUAAACGUUACACCUGUGGAGAAUGUCAGAAGAGUUUCAGUCGCAUGCAUCGGUACUUGAAGCACAAACGGAUCCAUACAGGAGACAAACCAUAAUGAUCAAGUUGGUUUAGCAUAG
Messenger RNA from Thalassophryne amazonica, 1268 nucleotides. RefSeq names its product zinc finger protein 271-like. NCBI's taxonomy places the organism in Eukaryota, Metazoa, Chordata, Actinopteri, Batrachoidiformes, Batrachoididae. Bases 32 to 1246 code for a protein of 404 amino acids. Gene Ontology annotation, biological process: regulation of transcription by RNA polymerase II. The record is from RefSeq and is a predicted model, not a curated record. The transcript is spliced from 2 exons. Gene Ontology annotation, molecular function: RNA polymerase II cis-regulatory region sequence-specific DNA binding; DNA-binding transcription factor activity.